AUGACGACCUCUCUAGAAGCCCUCAAGAACAUCAAGGCCCUCACCUUCGACACCUUCGGAACCGUAGUCGACUGGCGAUCCUCAGUAGAAGAGGGCCUCAAGGCCGCCCUCAAAACCAAGAUAGACUCACCCUUGUUCCACUCCCUCCCGCCAGGCCUGCAACAGCGUGCCCAGGAGCUGACAGACGCCGACUGGGCCACCUUUGCCCAGCAGUGGCGCAAUACCUACUCCGCCUUCACCCUGGGCUUCAGGGCGGGCGAGACCCCCUGGAAGGACAUCGACACCCACCACCACGACAGCCUCGUCGAGCUGCUCGCAAGAUGGGAGCUCGACGGCCUGUACACGCCCGAGGAGAUCAGAGACCUGAGCCUGGUCUGGCACCGGCUGCGGCCCUGGCCUGACUCCGCAGAGGGCAUCCACGCGCUGGGCGACGACGGGCUGGGUCUGGUGACGGCCACGCUGUCCAACGGGAACAAGUCCCUGCUGGCCGACCUGAACACCUUUGGCGGCCUGGGGUUCCGGGUCCUGAUCUCGGCUGAGGACUUCCGGGCCUACAAGCCGGACCCGAAAACCUACCUCGGCGCGGCCGAGAGGCUCGGGGUGGCGCCGGAGGAGGUGGCCAUGGUGGCUGCGCACCUGGGUGACCUGGAGGCGGCGAGGCGGCUGGGCCUCAGGACCAUCUAUGUCGAGAGGGCGAGGGAGGAGGCUUGGGCAGCUGGCGAGGAGACGUAUCGGAGUGCGAGGGAGUGGGUGGAUCUUUGGGUCGGGGAGCGGGAAGGAGGGUUUGUUGAGGUUGCAAGGAGGCUUGGGGAGUGUGGCUUGAAAGGAGGAUCUUGA
Molecule: messenger RNA, 837 nt
Organism: Cryphonectria parasitica EP155
Lineage: Eukaryota; Fungi; Ascomycota; Sordariomycetes; Diaporthales; Cryphonectriaceae
Product: haloacid dehalogenase
Exons: 1
Coding region: 1-837 (278 amino acids)
Molecular function (GO): hydrolase activity, acting on halide bonds, in C-halide compounds
Source: RefSeq, a predicted model, not a curated record